CCUUUAACGGGAUGGGACGCGGCUCUGCCGUAAGCCCUUAGAGCUUGUUAUCCCUGCCCGGGUCAGCCUACGGGGGCUGCUCUGACUGACACUGCUGUAGACGCGGUCUCGCGUCUGGAUAUGUUUCCUUCUCCACCGGGCUGUUUCUUCGAUAUCGUGAAGCCGCGUAGGAAAUAAGCUUGGUUCCCAGCUCGGUCGGGAGCGUGCCGCCGUUCCUCGGCGGGGGGAGAUGCCUCGGGGCUGGGAGGCAGAAGCAGGCGUUUUCCCAGGGUCCGCGGAGCGGUGCCGACUCCCGAGACAUGAAGGCAGGCGGGUGUAAUGGAGUAAGAGCGAAGACGGCUCCUCUCAUCUGCCAUUUGCCCUUCCAGACGGGAUUGUAAACCGAGAGAGUUGAGGAAGGCUGUGCGAAAGAAGGAGGAAAUUCCCCUCGUCGGGUUUUUUUCCCUUUUUUUUUUUUCUCUUUCCCCCCCUCCUGCCUCGAUCCUUGGCUUCCCCAGGUAUGACUGCCUCACUGCAGCACCUUGUGCUGGUGCUCUUGCUCUCCAGUGCCACCCUGCUGCUCAGCACUGCGGCUGCUGCACAGAGUGAGGAGCGGCUGUGUGCAUUUAAGGACCCAUAUCAGCAGGACCAUGGAAUCAGUGAGAGCCGAAUCUCCCAGGAGAAUGGCACAAUUUUGUGCAUGAAAGGUAGUACCUGCUAUGGACUUUGGGAAAAAACACGAGAAGGAGACAUACAUCUUGUAAAACAAGGUUGCUGGUCUCAUAUAGGAGACCCACAAGAGUGUCACUUUGAGGAGUGUAUAGUUACAACCACCCCUUCCUUGAUUCAGAAUGGAACAUACCGCUUCUGCUGCUGUAGUACGGACUUGUGUAACGUCAACUUCACAGAAAAUUUUCCACCUCCUGACCCUACUGAUACAACACCUUACAAUUCUUCCCAUUCUUUUCAUCGAGAUGAGACUAUAGUUAUUGCCCUUGCAUCUGUGUCUGUACUGGCUGUUUUGAUUGCUGCUCUGUUCUUUGGAUACAGGAUGCUUGCAGGAGACCGUAAACAGGGUUUGCACAGUAUGAACAUGAUGGAGGCAGCAGCAUCAGAGCCCUCAUUGGAUCUGGAUAAUCUAAAGUUGUUGGAGUUGAUUGGCCGGGGACGAUAUGGAGCAGUGUAUAAAGGCUCCCUAGAUGAACGUCCAGUUGCUGUGAAAGUAUUUUCUUUUGCUAAUCGUCAGAACUUUGUCAAUGAGAGGAACAUUUACAGGAUUCCGCUGAUGGAACAUGACAACAUCGCCCGCUUCAUUGUGGGGGAUGAGAGAUUCACUGCAGACGGCCGUAUGGAAUAUUUAUUGGUGAUGGAAUAUUACCCCAAUGGUUCUUUGUGCAAAUAUUUGAGUCUUCACACAAGUGACUGGGUGAGCUCCUGUCGUUUGGCACACUCUAUAACUAGGGGCUUGGCGUACCUGCACACGGAGCUACCUCGAGGAGACCAUUACAAACCUGCAAUAUCCCAUCGUGACUUGAACAGCCGCAAUGUACUGGUAAAGAAUGAUGGAACAUGUGUAAUUAGCGAUUUUGGACUCUCCAUGAAGUUAACUGGAAACAGGCUGGUACGCCCAGGUGAGGAAGAUAAUGCAGCCAUUAGUGAGGUCGGUACAAUCCGCUAUAUGGCCCCAGAAGUGCUUGAAGGAGCAGUGAACUUGAGGGACUGUGAAUCGGCUUUGAAACAAGUAGAUAUGUAUGCUCUAGGCCUUAUCUACUGGGAGAUAUUCAUGAGAUGUACAGACCUCUUCCCAGGGGAAUCUGUGCCAGAGUACCAGAUGGCUUUCCAGACAGAAGUCGGAAACCAUCCCACUUUUGAAGAUAUGCAAGUCUUGGUGUCUAGAGAGAAGCAAAGACCAAAAUUCCCAGAAGCGUGGAAGGAGAACAGCCUGGCUGUGAGGUCACUUAAAGAAACAAUUGAAGACUGUUGGGAUCAAGAUGCUGAAGCUCGACUAACAGCGCAAUGUGCUGAGGAGAGGAUGGCAGAACUCAUGAUGAUUUGGGAGAGAAAUAAAUCAGUUAGUCCAACGGUCAACCCUAUGUCAACUGCCAUGCAAAAUGAGCGGAAUCUGUCACAUCAUAGGCGUGUAUCAAAGAUAAGGCCGUAUCCAGAUUACUCUUCCUCUUCCUACAUUGAAGAUUCAAUCCACCACAGCGACAGCAUAGUGAAGAACAUUUCUUCUGAACAUUCAAUGUCCACUACACCAUUGACUUCAGGGGAAAAGAAUAGAAACUCCAUUAACUAUGAGCGGCAACAAGCGCAAGCUCGCAUCCCUAGUCCUGAGACAAGUGUCACCAGUUUGUCCACCAAUACUACCACCACCAAUACAACUGGCCUCACUCCUAGCACUGGCAUGACCACCAUAUCCGAAAUGCCUUAUUCGGAUGAAACAAACUUACAUACUACAAACGUCAUGCAGCCAGGUGGGCCCACCCCUGUUUGUCUGCAGCUAACAGAGGAGGACUUAGAGACAAAUAAAUUGGAUCCAAAAGAAGUGGAUAAGAACCUGAAAGAAAGCUCUGAUGAGAAUCUGAUGGAACAUUCACUUAAGCAGUUUAGCGGGCCAGAUCCACUCAGCAGCACUAGUUCCAGCUUGCUUUAUCCGCUGAUAAAACUUGCAGUAGAGGUGACAGGACAACAGGACUUCACACAAGCUGGCAAUGGUCAAGCAUGUUUGAUUCCGGAUGUCCAAUCUGCUCAGGUCUAUCCUCUACCCAAGCAACAGAACCUUCCGAAGAGGCCUACUAGCCUCCCCCUAAACACCAAAAAUUCAACAAAGGAGCCACGGUUAAAAUUUGGUGGCAAGCACAAAUCAAACUUGAAGCAAGUGGAAACAGGCGUUGCCAAGAUGAACACUAUCAAUGCUGCAGAACCUCAUGUUGUGACAGUUACCAUGAACGGAGUGGCUGGGAGAAGCCACAGCAUAAACUCUCAUGCUGGCACAAUGCAAUAUGCCAAUGGGACAGUGCCGUCUGGCCAGACAACCAGUUCGGUAGCGCAGAGGGCCCAGGAAAUGCUUCAGAACCAGUUCAGUGGAGAGGAUAGUCGGCUGAAUAUUAAUUCAAGCCCUGAUGAGCAUGAACCCUUGUUGAGGCGGGAGCAGCAGGUUGGCCAUGAUGAAGGUGUUCUGGACCGCCUAGUAGACAGGAGAGAGCGACCACUGGAUAAUGGCCGAACAAAUGCCAAUAACAACAACAGUAAUCCGUGUCCAGUGCAAGACACAGCUACAGUCAGUAUCCAGAAUGUAGCGAGAAAUCCUGGACAGACCCAGACUAGAAGAGCACAGAGGCCUAAUUCGCUGGAUCUAUCAGCCACAAAUAGUUUGGAUAGCAGUAGUAUGCAGUUAGGUGACUCUUCACAGGAUGGCAAAUCGGGCUCAGGAGAAAAGAUCAAGAAACGUGUGAAAACUCCGUACUCACUUAAGCGGUGGCGUCCUUCAACGUGGGUCAUCUCCACUGAGCCGCUGCACUGCGAGGUCAACAAUAAUGGCAGUGACCGGGCAGUCCACUCCAAAUCCAGCACUGCUGUUUACCUUGCGGAAGGAGGUACUGCCACCACAAUGGUAUCUAAGGACGCAGGAGUGAACUGUCUGUGAAAUACUUUAAGAGCCGACAAAUGACCUUUUUUUUUGCAUUAUUUGAAACAAACACGCAGAAGACAUUUUAAAAAACUGCUUUCUCCUCCUGUCAGCAACCCCUACCAAGGACUCGCUUUAAAUAGAUUUCAGCUAUGCAGAAAAUUUUUAGCUUAUGCUUCCAUAUUUUUUAAUUUUGUUUUAUUUUUUGAACGUUUUUGCACUUUUAUUUAGUAUCGCUAAAGUUAAGUCUGUCUGUUUUGACCACAGAAUAUAUAUAUGUGUAUCAAAAAUGUGGUCUCAAAAUAUUUUUUUAAAAAAAAAGUAACAAAAAAAAGUAUUGCUGAUAAUCAGUUUGGACCAGUUUCUUAAGGUCACUAAGAUCAUAAGCAGACUAUAAGACAGGUUUGACUGCAGUGGUGUCUUGUAACCAUGUUUUGAUUUCUGUGCACAAGCUAGUCUGUAUAUUUCUAUGUUACAAAGUGUAUUCUCGUUUGAACCCCCUAUUUUUCUCGUGUCAUGUUGAAAUGUGCAAUAGUCUAUAGUUCACAGUAUGCUUUAUUGAGAAGUGUGUUUCCAAAACUGCCACAUGUUCCCCUUUUUGUAUUUGUUAAUUUUUCCCUGACAGUUGAGCAGUCAGCCAGUCAUGACAGUGAACUUUGCACACCAUAGCCAGCUUGAAGCAGCUGCCUAUAUCACCUUGUGCUCUGAGGUGACAAUGCAUGAAUUUUCCCCAACUUGAAAGGGCUUUUAAAAAGGAACAAAAAAAAAAAACCAAACUGAGCUCAGUACCUUUCCUUUGAUCCUUCCAAAUCAAAAUGUGUUUCCUUUAUAGUAGUAGAUGCUAUUCAGAACUGUGAAGUUCUGAAUAACAAAACAUUGAACAAAUGUAAGGAGACAAUGUCAGCCAUUUUUUUCCGUUUUAUUUUGUGUGCAUUUUCACCCCCUGUAUUUAUGUAAAGCCUUAUUUAGAUCACUAAUGAUGUACAUUGAAAAAUACAUUUUAUUCAGAAAUCUUAAUAACUGUCAUACUUAAAAGCUCUAGCGAAGAUAGGUUGUGAACGUAUUUUGUUUACACAGGAAAAAUCAUGAAUCUUCUUUGGCACAAAACAGUUUUGUGACGAGUCACAAAUCUUUCCUGAUUUACCUCCUUACUGACAGUCUGGGGUAAAAUCAGCCUGAUUACUUAUGCAGGUAGGUGCAUCCUAACUGACUUGUUGCUGAGUUGAGUUGAAAUUCAUCCUCCCUUCAGAGUUUUUAGAGCCCCUCAUUCAUCGUGUUAAAAUUUAUUGCAUGCUUAUAAAAUUCAUGGUUAUGAGUGUUUGCAGGGGAAGGUUGGGGUGUUUUUCCCUCUGCUUAGACCCUUCUUUCAGUUUGUGUGCGCAUUGAUUUUAGGUGUCAGUGAACACGAAUGUAAUAUCUAUUGAGAUAAAUUGUUUUUUCACCAUCUCAAGUAAACCCUACCUUUUUUUUAGAAUGAUUGUUUUUACUGUCUACUGAAAGAAAAUUAAUUUCCUUAUUGGUCAGGACCUCCUUCCGCCUGAGAAAUAUCCUUCCACUUUCUUUCUGAUUGAAAACACUUCAGUAAAUGCUAUUUAGAUAAAAAGGAUAUGACACAUAUCAUUGGUACUGAGUAAAGUUUUAUCACUUUAUCUGAAAACUGGUGAUGUUCAAAGAAAAUCUAUAUAGUCAGCCUGCCAAAUUCCUGUGGCAGGAUACUGGCAGCAAACAAUUGCCUCUCCCAGCCUGUCUCUUUUCAGCGGACUGAAACAGAUGCUCUGUGCUUUCAAGCUCAUUUGUUUCCUUGCUGUUAUAUUAUUUUUUCCCCCUGAGGUGAACUUUGCCAACCCUGUUCUUCUAUAUCUGAUGAUAUAGAUGAUACAACUAGCAUGAUAUAUGCCUUGCUAUAUCUGAUUCUUGCUGUUUUCCAAACUCCCUUGUUUAUGUUUGAUUGCUAUGAUUUUUUUCUUGUAAUGCUUCUUAAUGUUUCUUAGAUUCUCCUAGAUAUCUCCAAGCGGUAACUCUAUAAAUCCAGACUUUGAUUGAGUGUAGUUGUAGAAAUACAAGCCAUGAGACACAUUUUGGGCUCCCUGUGUUCUUUAAGCACCAGUUCAAGUAGUACCUUUCGUCUCUGAGGCGUAAUUCUGUUAUCCGCCUGUAUAAAUAUGCAGUUAUAUCUCCCCUCUUCAAAAAUACAGCCUUUCUCUGGUUUUACUUUUAAUUCACUCUCCAGCUUCCCAUCUGCUGCAAUCUCACAUCCCAGAUGUUGAAAACCUGCCAGUUGCUCAGCUGGGUUUCAAGACCCGAAUCAGAAUUUUUAUCAUUCUGUUCAUAACGCUGGCUGUGGUUUUUUUGUCUUUUGGCCUUCUUUGAGUCUCCAUUUGAAGUACGGUAUGUUGUUUUGUGAUGAUCGCUGUAUCAUGCAUGUUGAAGAUUCUUCACUCCUUUCCCAAUGACUUUUUGCUUUGCUUUGCGUGUAUCAUCCAUCAGCAUUUCAGAACGUGGGCUGAAAAGCAUAUUUAGGACACUCCUACCUAACUUGAAACACUCUGGGGGAGAGAAAAGUUGUUUGCUCUGACUACUGCUUCUUUCUGCUAAGACAGAUCUGCACCAGUCUUCUAGCCUUUCUUUUCAGGCCAGUCCUUUGUAAGAAAUACAGCUUUUUUUAUGCGCAAUGCAAUCCAAAUCAUUUUAAUAGGAGAUGAAAAUGUUCUUCUGCAGUUUUCCUUAAACAGUCUUAAAGCAAUCAUAAUAGUUUCUUUUCCUUUCUCUGUUCCUGUCACUUGCUGGAAGGCCUUUGGGGUGAAUUAUAAUUAGUAGAAAGUAUUGGCUUUGUAAUCUACCAUGGAUAAAUAUAAUUUGUAACGUGAUAGAAAUAUGUACUUUAUCACAAAAUACCCUAUAGAUUAAAUAGAGAAAAACUAUUUAUUUUUAAAGGUCAGUCAAAGCAAACUCUUAAGUAGGUACCAAAAUAUUGUAAUUCUGCACAGCUAGAUGAGAUCAGAUUAGCAGUUUGGUUUUAAUGCUUAAUUUAGUAAUGCCCUUUUUUUGCUCACAACACAUAAUCCAAUCUCCACAGAAUACUUUCUCUGUAAAUGAAAUUAUAUUGAAUUGUAUCUCAUACCGUGGGGAAUCAUCCUUAACCAAACAAAAUACAUGUAAGAGAGAGAAUUCUACAGGUCAGACACAUGGAUAGUUGAUAAUGUACAGGGGAGACAAAUGUGUUUUAUUUCUUUAUGGUUUGGGGUUUUUUUUUAAGAAAAAAGGAUAAUGAUGAAAGUUGAUAAUUUUCUAUCAGUUUCUCAUGUAUAUUGCAGACAAGAUAAAUACAGCAAAAUGAAAAUAGAAUGAUAGUGUAAAUACCUAUGAAUUGUGCCACUGUCAAACGGGCAACAGUAGAGUACUUGCUAUGAUAAUUUAUAAUGUAUAAUUCAAGUAAAAUGUUAGAGCAAACAUUUGUGAUGUUUGUAUAUAUAAGCCAAAAUCCAAAAUCUUACUGGUUUUAGAAAAUGACGUGCUAGUAGAAGCCAGAAGAGUUGCUUAGGUUAAUGCAUUGUCUCUUUUUCUGUUUCCUAUAAUAAGAGAUGCUCACCAACAUAACAUGGUUUUUAAAAUGUGAAUUCGAACCAUUUGAACAGACAUGCCUCAUAGUCAGAUUUGUUUUCUUCUAAAAUCGGUAUUUACAAGUCAGAUUAUCUGCAACACUUCCCCUGAAUUUGCUUAUAAUGCUCUAUAGCUUCACGUGCUAAACAAUCAGUAUUAAAAAUGCCUUUCUUGAAACUCCAAGAUGCGCUUAAAUUGCACAGCUAAAGGUAAAGGAAUUCCUAAUUUAAAAGAAAACCAAUUGAUAUUGUCAUCAUUAGAAUAUUCUCAGAAACAAAGAACAUUUCUGUUUGUGUUUUGCUUUCUUACUGUGUCUUGUUUCCAUAUAGAAAAUUACCUAAUUUUCAAAGGCAACAGAGUUUCUUUUUUUUCAGUGCAGUGGGGACAAAAAAAAAAAAGGCAAGAUGGAUGCUGGCAGGUUUCAGGAAACAAACAACAAAAAAACCUCACCUUUAUAAAUACGUUUAGGAAGUACGUAUCUUCCCACCUGUCAACUUUCUCUAAAAGAAAUCUUUAAUCCUACCUGCCUCAGAAAGGAGAAUAAGGAAGUUCUGUAUUUUUAUGGAAUAGAUUAUUGGGCCAAAUUUAAUAAUAAUGAAUUGUUACUUACAAAAUACGUAUGUAUACAUUGUAUAUGCCAUAAUUUCAGUGUUCAGUGCAUUUUGCUCUAAUGAUACUCCUUUUUUAAAUGUUAAAAAAGAAGUCCACUAAUAUAACAUUACUAAGUCUAUGUUCAGAUUAUAAUUUUCUUUCAUGAAAAAUAUUCAAAAGAUCAUAGCCAUUCUGCCAUUGAAACGUUAUUAUGGAAAGUUCCAGCCUAAUUAGGGAGAAUUUUAAAGUUCACAUAUUUAGUCAAUACAGGAGAAAUUAAUUAUGCUGUAAUUUUUACUUGCAUAAAAAUAAUGGCAGUUCCCAGUGCUGAAACGGGCUGUUUUUAAGUCAUAAAAAUAAUAAUUGCCGAGCACAGUAGCAUAUACGUGACUUGAUGUCUCAUUGGAAAAUUUGGAGCAGCUUAUCAAAGAAAAUUGAAAUAGGAUUGAUUAGUCUAUGAAAGUUGGAUUACAGACUGGACAACUUAGUAUUUUGCCUAAAUUUGGUUUAUUUGAAUUUUUCUGUCUGGUCUCCCACUAUCCAUCUUAACAGGUAAAUAUAUUAACCUCCUUUUUUUAAUGUGCUUACUUUUUGUUCAACUUUAAGCCUUUCUUCAGUGAAAAAGCUAUACAUAUUGCAGUGAAGCCAAAUAUAUAUCUUUUAUGUAAACUCUGUAUGUAUUUAGAUGCAUAUGUAUGUUGUGCAUAAAUUCCAGGAUUAAGUUCUGAGAGUUACAGCAUCAGACGGUAGCACUGGUAGCAAGUAUAACGUUCUUUUUCAUAUGCCAUUUUUAAGUCGUCUUUAGUGCAUCACAGUAAAAUUGGGAUCAGAGUGUGACAUACAGUCCAGUAGUGCGAGAUCUCCUGUGACAGACUUGUCACUGUUUAGGUGGAAUGGAUUUAUGAGAGAGAGAGAGAGAGAGAGAAAGCACAUGACAAACUUUAUCUGAAGCUUGAGUAAUUUAAGGCACCUCUCUUAAAGAUCAAAAAAUAACCCAAAAUACUUAAUACAUGAUAAUUUUUACAAGGCUUUUUAUAUAGUAGCUAUAGUUACGUGUGUGGUUGCCAUUUAAACAUAGUAUUUUAGUCCAUUAGAUCCAAUUACAUUUUAGGCUUCUAUAUUGUCAUAUAAAACUGUAGCUGUAGAAAUACAUCCCUUUUUU
This is a messenger RNA of Pygoscelis adeliae (Adelie penguin), 8963 nucleotides long. RefSeq names its product bone morphogenetic protein receptor, type II (serine/threonine kinase) (gene BMPR2). Bases 500 to 3628 code for a protein of 1042 amino acids. Gene Ontology annotation, molecular function: ATP binding; transforming growth factor beta receptor activity. The transcript is spliced from 13 exons. NCBI's taxonomy places the organism in Eukaryota, Metazoa, Chordata, Aves, Sphenisciformes, Spheniscidae. The record is from RefSeq and is a predicted model, not a curated record. Gene Ontology annotation, cellular component: plasma membrane; signaling receptor complex. Gene Ontology annotation, biological process: BMP signaling pathway; cellular response to growth factor stimulus; protein phosphorylation.